Condylura cristata (star-nosed mole) is the source of this 3793-nucleotide messenger RNA. RefSeq names its product chemerin chemokine-like receptor 1 (gene CMKLR1). Gene Ontology annotation, biological process: positive regulation of macrophage chemotaxis; complement receptor mediated signaling pathway; chemotaxis. Gene Ontology annotation, cellular component: plasma membrane. The record is from RefSeq and is a predicted model, not a curated record. Bases 257 to 1384 code for a protein of 375 amino acids. The transcript has 3 exons. Lineage: Eukaryota; Metazoa; Chordata; Mammalia; Eulipotyphla; Talpidae. Gene Ontology annotation, molecular function: complement receptor activity; G protein-coupled receptor activity.
AGCAGAGUUGGAAGCGCCUGUGGGAUGAGGGCCAGGUUGCCGGGCUCGGGGGUUAGAGGGGACCUGGACUGAUUUCCCGGGACACAGCCACCACCGAAGAACCUGACUGGGAGAAAGAAGUUGGGGAACCAGGUCUCCUGCCGAAGUCACAGGAACCCUCUGCAGGACCUGAGAGCGCCACAAGGUGUUUCUGGCUGCCUGCGGGGACUGAUCAGCCAACGACCCCCACAAAGAGCUUCAGACGCUAUCGCUGUGUAUGAGAAUGGAUUAUUAUAACAGCUCCCCCACUCCUGCUUACGAUGAUGAUGAUUACGGAGUGUAUGAAAGUGACCCCAUCAUGGUUCUGGAGGAGUCACCGUACGUAGAAGGCAGGUUGGCCAGAAUCUUCCUGGUGGUGGUCUACAGCAUUGUGUGUUUCCUCGGGGUCCUGGGUAAUGGCCUGGUGAUCAUCAUUGCCUCCUUCAAGAUGAAGAGGACAGUGAACACGGUCUGGUUCCUCAACCUGGCCGUGGCGGACUUCCUGUUCAAUGUCUUCCUCCCGAUCCACAUUGUCUACGCCGCCAUGAACUACCACUGGGUUUUUGGGAAGGUCAUGUGCAAGAUCAGCUACUUCCUGCUCAUCUACAACAUGUACACCAGUGUCUUCCUGCUGACCAUCAUCAGCUUUGACCGUUGCAUCUCUGUGCUGCUCCCGGUCUGGUCCCAGAACCACCGUAGUGUCCGGCUGGCCUACAUGGCCUGCAUGGUCAUCUGGGUCCUGGCUUUCUUCUUGAGCUCUCCGUCCCUCAUCUUCCGGGACACAGUCGAUCGGCAAGGGAAAAUUAUCUGCUUCAACAACUUCAGCCUGUCAGCAGCAGGCUCUGACUCACAGUCAGGUCACUCUGGACAGGACCCUGUGAGCUUCACCCGACAAAUGGUGGUGACCAUCACUCGCUUCUUCUGUGGCUUCCUGGUCCCAGUCCUCAUCAUCUCAGCCUGCUACUUCACCAUCGUCUGCAAGCUGCGACGCAACCGCAUGGCCAAGACCAAGAAGCCCUUCAAGAUCAUCAUGACCAUCAUCAUCACCUUCUUCCUCUGCUGGUGCCCUUACCACACACUCAACCUCCUGGAGCUCCACCAUGCCAAUGUGCCCAGCUCUGUCUUCCACCUGGGUUUGCCCCUGGCCAUGGCCAUUGCCAUUGCCAACAGCUGCAUGAACCCCAUUCUGUAUGUCUUCAUGGGUCAGGACUUCAAGAAGUUCAAGGUGGCCCUCUUCUCCCGCCUGGUCAAUGCUCUGAGUGAAGACACAGGCCACUCCUCCUUCCACAGCCACAGGAGCUUUACCAAGAUGUCCUCGAUGAAUGAGAAGUCCUCUGUGAAUGAGAGAGAGACCAGCAUGCUUUGAAUGCAUAGGAGUCGCCUAGCAGACACUCUCAAACUUAGAGCCCUGAAGCUGUGCCUUUUUCAAGACCAACGCAAGAACUACUUCAGUAUUUUGCCUGGGCAUGAACAAGGUUUGGGGCUGGGAAUUCAGGGCUUGGGAGCCCUUUCUUCAAGUGGCAUGUGGGCAGAGCCACAUCUUGUUUACAGCUUCAGACCAGCAUCCCUGCUUCUUGGGAGUCUUGCCUUGAACAAUGCAAGUAAAAAAGGGGGUGUUCUCAAGGAUGUUGCCAUGGAUGGGGACUGGCGUCAGACAACAGGAUUAAGCUACCUACUAUGCUCUCCCCAGGAAAGACUCAAGCACUCUACAGGUCCAUUCCUGGUGUGAGCAGAGGUAGUAUCAGAGCAAACCCCAUGUCACACUCACCCUGUACACCCUUACAGGGAUAGAAUUAUCUGCUUCAACAACUUUCGCCGUCAGUGGCUGGCAGAAUUGAGUGGACAGAAAUCCCACCACUCAAGCCUGUACAAAUGCCCAGGUUCCUGGGGGAGGAAGACAACCUAGGAGGCCAACUUCCAAGACCUUGCACUUGGCUUUCAGAUGAGCUGUGAAGACAGACAAUAGGCCCUAGGGGGUCACGUGAGCUCUUUGUUAGAACCAUACAAAGAGGGCUGCAGUGAAGACUUGGGUCUGGGAGAAGGCACAGAGGAAGCAGGCCCUUCCAAGAGCUCUGGAGCCUCCCACAGCUUAGGGGUCAGCUGUCUUGGGGAGUGGGUUAGGGAUGGCUCUGGCUCUGCUCUUACUUUGCACUUCUGAGUGGGACAGUCUGGGGUAGCUAUGGCUACCGCCUCCAUUUCUCCACAGGGAUUCCUCCCUCCUUCCUCACCCGCUUGGCUUUGGCUGGAGAUGUUCCCAAGUCAGAAUUCCAGAGGGGCGGGGAUGGGAGUGGCCAGGUGUCCCUGUCCUUCUCUACUGCCUCACAGCUUUCCUAUAGACCAGCCCCAAAGUGAGUUCCACAAGCACCCUGGGAGCACUUGCAGGGCAAAGCGCUGAACUUGAACUUGAAACAGAAUCUGGAGCCUGAUUCUGUGCCAUGAAGGUGCAUAGCACACUGCUUUUCCUCAUCGAGCACGACACCUUCCAGUGCUUCAGUUUCCACUUACAAGUGACAGAGCUCAAGUUCGGGGAAGGAAGCAACUCAUUCAACGUCACACAGUGAGCCAGAAACAGAGUUAAGAUCUGAGCCCAGCUUGGUCUGGGCCCAGAAUCCUGUUCUUUUCUGGAGAAUGCAUUUAUUGAGAAUAUUCUACACAAUGAUACUAAUCUACAUUAUUUAGCACUUCCUAUGUUAAGCACUUUAUACUUUAUCUCAUUUAUUCCUACAUGAGUUAGGUUCACUAUUACCUAUUACUUUGCCUUUACCCAUGAGCUGUCAGAGGUUCAGAGAGGUUAAGUCACUUGCCUGAGGUACUCAGCUGGUCCCUCUGCCAGAGCCUUAAUUUAAACUUACAUUUGGCUCAAAAAUCUGCAGAAAUCUUGAGGUUUUGACCAUAACUAUCGAAUCCUCAGUGGGUUAAUGCAAACAUCUUAACAGCCUUUGCAUCAGCUUUGCAAAUGUUUUCAAAAAUGAUCUAACAUGGCAAAAAAAAAAAUUUACUUGCCCUUCUGCUUCCUUGACACGCACGUCAGUAGGCACCCAGAAGGACCCCCAGCUCCUGCACCCCUGAGUGCUCCAGACUGCAGUGGGGAGAGGAUCCUGGCAGGAAGCAGCCUCUUGUGGUCAUGAGGCCCUCUGGCCCCCACAUGUCCACAUUCAAUUCAGUUGCGAUCCUCUCCGUGGCGAAGCCAACUCUCCAAGAAGCUGCAGUGAGCAGAUGUAAUGUCUACACAGCAGUAAGUUCCUGAGGCCACAGGCUGUUUGGCAUCACACUUCAUUAAGAGACAAAUUGUUUCUUUCCUCCUUGGGUCUUGGAGCUGAUGACUAGGCAGCUCUGAAUUGACCCGGGGCUGGGCUUCUGCUUGCCUCAAGCAGUCUGAACAUGGGCAGUUUGAGAGCAAGAGGGGAGCCUGCUGGCUGCCCGGCCUGCCCUCCCUCUCCAAGGACACAAAGCUGGUGGCUGAGGCACCAGGCGCCGGGGCCCCUGCAGGUCCCGCAGAGUACGUCAGCCACCAGGACUGUUCCCCCAGGCCCGUGCUUCUUCCCAGGCCUGGUUCUCACUCCUCCCUGGCUGUGUGGAGGCCAGGCCUGGCCGAGCAGGAAUCAUUUUGUUGUUGGGAAAGCUGAUGAACAGGAGCAAAAUUCAAACCGGCUGUUUUCCCCUUUCGGGUCGGGCCUCCUUUCUGGCUGCCCACCAGUCUUCCUGCCCUGACUGUGGUUUCCCAUUAAAUGUCCAAAUACAACCACAACCGCCCCUUUAACCUCGUCCUUACAGA